GUCAUGAUUGAGCACAGAUCAGACACUGUGUUCCUGCACGCUGGCAAGAUCACAUAUUACUCUCAGCAGUCUUAUACAUUUGCUGUUACAACAUGAGGACCCAGGGAAGAUUACUGUUCUGCUGGCUUUGUCUUCAAGUGAUCUUUGCCACUGUAUUGUCUGACGUGUGGAAGGCAGAAGUUGUCUCUGAAUUGAAAACGCUGGUCUCUUCUUGUGUUGUCCUGCCCUGCAAGUUCCAGUACCCUGGAAAACAACUUCCAGACUCACGCAUUAGGGGAAUCUGGCACCAACAGGCCAAGCAUGAUCAAAGAAUCUAUCAUGAAGACUCUACUGAAAUUGCAGACAGCUUCAAGGGUCGCACCAGACUUCUUGGCCACUUGGGUGAAAAAAACUGCACUUUAGAGAUAGAUGAGGUCAAAAAUCAUGACAACGGCCCGUUCUGUUUCAGGGCUGAGAUCCCAAGUAUAGAUAAGUAUUCUUUCGUGGAAAGCUGUGUGGCCCUCAACAUGAUGUCGGCGCCAGAGGAACUAAAGCUGGAACAAAUGAAAACCUUGGAAGAUGGAGUUCCUGCUACAUUCAAGUGUUCUAUCAGACACACCUGCCCCUCCCAUCCCCCCACCAUCACCUGGAGCCGUUCAAAUAGUGAAGCCACUUGGAGCAACAGGGACAUUCUUCAUGGAAACUGGGAAGUGGAAUCCUUGCUGAUUUUCAUCCCAACAGAGAAGGAUGAUUUCACACACCUCAAUUGCACCGUCAGUUUCCACGGUGGCCUGCAGUCGUCAGUUUCUUCUCUCAUACACGUGAAACGUAAAACAAAUAUUUUACACAUCGUGAUUCCAGUUGUCGCUGUGAUUGGAACUGCCUUUUUAUUUGGAGGAGUGUGUUUCGUCAUGAACAAGAAAUAUAAGAAGCAAAUCCAGGAGCUCCGGUCUAGAAAUGAAAAUGGAAUGCUAGGUCGCCUCUCAAGAAUGUCCCGCAGGUUCAGGAGUCAUCGGAGGAAUGAGCCUGCUGUUCAUAUGACCACUAAGCCAAACAACUCCGUAAAUGUUGUGUCGGGAAGUGCAGGGUUUUCCAAACCUCGUUUUCCGUCUCCAAAGAGUGAACACAAAGACUACAGCAAAUCAAGGGACACAUAUGCAGGCUACGAUGAGGAUGAUUACACCAACAUGGCUGAGCAGAACAUAUACGGGAAUGUCUGAUGUCUGAUCACCUCUUUUUGUACUGCAUUUCUCAUUUUAUGUCAGUUUAUAUCCAUUCUAGUUUCAAAACCUGUUUCAGCAAAUUCCACCCAAUUUUAAAAAUUUCUUUAUAAUUCAGAUAUAAACAGAGAUAUAAACAGUGUCAUUCAGAAUGUUUUGAUGUGAAAUAGAAACUUACAGACUGAGUUUUCUUUACAGUGGUGGUGAUGGGAACCAGGAGUCCUGAUGUCUACAAUUCAAAAAUAGUCAUUUUGCAUACCAUCCAAAACACCAGUGAACCUAUAAAUGUAUUUUGAGUUUCUUUAUGUAAUGUUGAUUAUGGUAAAAUAGUGGUAAAUCUGACAUCAUGAAGUGUAUUCAUAACUAUCUCAUGUAAUAAUUAAUUCUAAUAUGUUAUUUUCGAGUAGCCUGUGCAUUAUCUUAGCUGAACUAUUUAUAAUGGGCCUCAGCAUAUUGUGGCCUCAUCUUGCAUUUAUAUACUUUGUGACUUUGAACGUGCUCGUUGUGGACAUUCUCUUUCAUUAGCUAAAUACUAAAUAUACUAAAAAAUCAGCUAAAUAUUAAAUUCAAUAGCCUUUUAAGAAAUGUUUGAUGCAGUAUGAUUAGUCGUCAAUUUUUGUUUCUAUUUUUUCUUUUUACUAAAGUUUAAAGGAGAAAGUAGGGUAACACUUUAUUUGCAUGGUCCCCUGUAGAUGCUUUGUAGUUACUCAGUCUGUCUUUAACUAGCUUUCAGCUAAAUCAAUGAAAUGCAAUUAAACUUGAAGUUGAGUCUGAAAGAUUUUAUUAAAUCUUACCUAAAUAUUAAAUCUUACCUAAAUCUAAACCUAACCUUACUCAAUGAGUAUCAUCAGAAAUUAACAGUUUGUUAAUAAUGUAAGUAUCUGUAGAUCAUCUAUAGGGGACCAUCCAAAUAAUGUGUGACUGAAAGUAACAAGAUUAGCUUAGUGUCUCUUGAGAGCUCACUUACUUGUGUGUCAGAGCAACCAACUUAUGAAAAUACUUUGUUAUGAAAUGAUUAGUUUUAUUAUUAGUCUUAAUGAACUUGCAUUGUUAUAGAGGCCGGUCAUGUAAUGUCAGUAUUCAUAAUGUUUAUUCCUAAUCCUAAUGCCUAUUCCUAUGCACAUUUUAAGUACACUUUCAAGGACACUCACUGUGGGCAGUACAUGGCUACUAAUUUAAUGUGAGGUUAAUGUUGAUUCCUUAUAGCUUUGUUUUAGAUAGAUGGGAAUAAGGCAGCAUCUUGCCAGUGCAUAGACCCCAGUAAACAGAUGUACUUUGAAUGUGAAAGUCUCUUGUAAUGAGAGUUCUACUCAUGCGUUUUAAGGCACGCCACAGAUGUGCAAAAAUAGGAAGGGGGAGAGCUUCAUCUGAGUGAAAGAUGAGAUAUGUUUUUUUUCACUGUGUAGAGUUUCACUUCCUCCUGCAGAUUACUUAUUAAUAAAUGCUUCACAUUUUCCACCCAUCAACACAGUGAAGGGGGCAUGCAUGUAAAUAGACGUGUGUUUGUCAACUACAGUUGAAAUAUUUAUAAUGUACUGAGAUACAGACAUCAAUCUUUGUUGUUACUGACUAAUGAUAACUGUGAUGAGAAGUUUCUUUUUCUUUUCUUUGACCAGGGCAGAUUUAGAUUUUUUGAAAAUAAAUACAAGAGAAUGUCAGCUUCCUUUUAAUAUUAAAUUUUUUAAAAUCAAUUUGUCAGUCUAUCUUUUCAAUAAUUCAUGCUUCAUGUAUUCAAACAAUGCAACAGCAGUGUAACAAUGUAUGACACAAAGACUUCCAAAUUUCAUUGUUGCUUCAGAUGUUUUAUAACGUGGUGAUUGUAAUCAUUUGAUAUUUUUCUUUCAGAGUCAAUAAGUGAAAGAUGUAAUUAGUGUAUGUAUUAGUGUAUUUAUUAGACUGUAUUACAUUAUUAAACAAAACAAAAAUCAUGAGAUCACCAUCAAAUCAUUUUACCCUCAUCCAACUACAACUUCCCACAGUGCACAGCAUUUCAAACAUUAAUAUUUUAUACAAACAAAAACAAUAAAGGCCAUAAAUAAUAAAGGGCCAUAAAAAAUGUUUUCAUUAUAAUAAUAACCAUGAGCUGUGCAGUGUUUUUUGUACUGCACUCCAAUCCAUUGAAUGUGACUGUGGUUAAAGUGCAGAAUGUAAACUUUUAUGUUAUGCCUGUAUUGGUUGUACCAUGUAGGGCAAGAAUAGUCCUGUUGGUCACUUAUGUCCUGUUGGUUUCUGUGGUGUCCCAUACUGCUAGCUCAGCUCUUAUUAACCCUGCUGUGGCUGGUCUUGCAUGGUAAAAAGGCCUAACGUUAAAAGAAUAAAUAAAAAAUGAACUGCUCAGCUGCC
Pygocentrus nattereri (red-bellied piranha) is the source of this 3542-nucleotide messenger RNA. Its product is annotated as myelin-associated glycoprotein-like. The coding region runs from base 93 to 1199 and encodes 368 amino acids. The record is from RefSeq and is a predicted model, not a curated record. The transcript is spliced from 12 exons. NCBI's taxonomy places the organism in Eukaryota, Metazoa, Chordata, Actinopteri, Characiformes, Serrasalmidae.